Molecule: messenger RNA, 939 nt
Organism: Monoraphidium neglectum
Lineage: Eukaryota; Viridiplantae; Chlorophyta; Chlorophyceae; Sphaeropleales; Selenastraceae
Exons: 4
Coding region: 1-939 (312 amino acids)
Source: RefSeq, a predicted model, not a curated record
AUGGCUGCAGCUGGCUGUCCUGUGGCUGAGCUGGACGGCACCCCCACUGAGCCCCGCAACUACGACGAGGUCGCCUCCCGCACUAAGUUCAACUGGCUGGCCAGGUACUUCCCUGUGGACAGCUCCUACACCGGCGAGCCCCUCUCCUACACGCUCUCCGACACCCUGCAGGCGAGCGGGCACCAGGGGAGGUUCAUACCGUUGGAGGGUUACUACGAGGUGUCGACCGUCGUCAGCGUGAUGACCGCCUACCCCCUGCUGACGAGCCUGGCGGGCCUCACCCAGAUCACCCAGGACGACGCCAGCGGCGAGGGCGUCAAGGGCCUGUGGGAGGCGGCUUCCCGCCAGGUCCACACUAAGGUCCUGGUCGGCGUCCAGAAGGGCUCCACCCCCACCACCCUCAGCGCGAUCAGCAGCUCCAGCCACGUGCCCGGCCAGGCCGUGCUCGCCGGCCAGAACGUGGUCCUCACCUGGCAGUUCCGCGGCGUCGGCAGCGCGACCUGCACCCACGACGGCCAGGUCGUGUCCAACGCGGAGGACGGCAAGUGCGUGUCGCCGCUGGCCAUCCAGGCGCGCGACGUCGCCAGCACCGACACCAAGCACGGCGUGGUAGUCACCUUCAGCGACGUCUGCGGCGGCCUGAAGACCGCCGAGUUUGAGUACACCCAGUCGGGCGUGCGGCCGCUGACCGCCACCGAGAUCGUCAACCCCGACGGCACCGUCCAGAAGAUCGUCGACUCCUCCGGCGGCGUGGGCGCCAACGGCGUCGGCGGCGUCCCCGGCUCCAUCAUCGGCAGGGACGGGUCCAUCAUCACGCCUGAGGCUGGUGAGGCGAAGGCCACCAACGGGACGGCCGCGACCGGCGCUGCGGGCGGCCGCGCGGCCGGCGCGACCGCGCUGGCGGGCGCGGCUGCCCUCGCGGCCGCCCUGCUGCUGUGA